This is a messenger RNA of Leptosomus discolor (cuckoo roller), 591 nucleotides long. NCBI's taxonomy places the organism in Eukaryota, Metazoa, Chordata, Aves, Leptosomiformes, Leptosomidae. The record is from RefSeq and is a predicted model, not a curated record.
GGCUACCGCAACCUGCGCUGGCACACCAUCAGCCACUGCGACUGCGACCGCCGGUUGAAGGAGUGCCUGCGGCAGGUGAACGACACGGCCUCGCGGGUGGUGGGCCAGGCCUUCUUCAACGUCAUCCAGGUGCCCUGCUUCGAGUUCGCCUACAAGGAGGAGUGCGUGGAGCCCUACCUCUAUGUCUGGUGCAGGGCGUACAACACUGUGGCCGUCGCGGUGCCCAGGGAGCCGGUGCUGUACGAGUUCGGUGGGGAGCUGAUCGACCGGGCAGCGAGGCCCAGGGGGGUCCCUCGGAGCCCUCCAUGGAGCAGCGCAGGUGGAGGAGCCGUCCCAGUGGAGCAUCACGCACCCACCCACCCGCUGUCCGCCCCCACUGUCCCCACGGGGCAGGACCCACAGGCCCUGCUGCCAGAUUUGGGGGAAGCAGCUAACACCAUCCUGAGUGACGCCCCGGCACGGGAGGUCUUGGGCGGGGAGCCAGCGCUGGCCACCCCAUCCCUGGUCCCCACCACCAGCGGGAAGAGAAGGAGGAAGGAGAGAAACAGAAAGAAGAGGCUGAAAAACCAAGCUGAGGCAGAGCCUGCAUGA